UUGGGUUGCAGAGACUGUCAAUUGACUAGCAACUAUUUCAUCGCAUCAUCAAAAAUCGUUCCUAACAGUGGCUCUGCCACCAGGCGUAUUCAUAAACGUCAUUCCAACUCGAUGAAGGUUGACCAUCCCAUUGUCCUGCAGAGCGCGAAAUUCAACAUUGGUUCAGACCGCACGCCGCCGCAUUGUUCGUGUCCAUUGCCCGGAGGUUUCUCACGUGGUGAGAACGACUUGUCGAUUGGUUGUGUAAAUCAUUUGCCGGUGACUGCUUGCGUGCGCGCGAGAAUGUGUGAUCCGAAGGGUAGAUUUGCCAUGAUCAUUCUAGUUGCUCAGCACUGAUGGGUUGAGAUCGAGGAGGGGCGAUUCGUUUAUUUGCUGUGACGUGUUAGUGAUAUGAUGUACGGAACAAUCCUAUUGAAGCUGCCAGUGAGUCCUUACCUGCGCGCCCGCAUCUUUCUUCUCUUGCGCUUGAGGCGUCUGACUCUCUUCUUUCUCCACUUGGCUCUCAUCUUGGCCUGUCGUUGGUCAUGUCAGCGAGUGUUGCGUGGUGCGGCUUGCACCCAGUGGCACACGAGCAGCCAAUGGCGGCAGAUUGGUGGUCGGCAGCUGCUGCCGGCACUUUUCUGAUGGCCAUUGACGCCCGCGCGGCGGCACGAGGGACGGACGGGGUUCUUGCGGCUGCACUUACGGUUUGCUGUGAUGAGAA
Microdochium trichocladiopsis is the source of this 703-nucleotide messenger RNA. RefSeq lists its product as uncharacterized. The transcript has a single exon. The coding region runs from base 391 to 624 and encodes 77 amino acids. The record is from RefSeq and is a predicted model, not a curated record. Lineage: Eukaryota; Fungi; Ascomycota; Sordariomycetes; Xylariales; Microdochiaceae.